Molecule: messenger RNA, 1758 nt
Organism: Lethenteron reissneri (Far Eastern brook lamprey)
Lineage: Eukaryota; Metazoa; Chordata; Hyperoartia; Petromyzontiformes; Petromyzontidae
Product: E3 ubiquitin/ISG15 ligase TRIM25-like
Molecular function (GO): protein binding; zinc ion binding
Source: RefSeq, a predicted model, not a curated record
CCUGAGCUACAGCCAGAGACUGCGUGAGCUAUAGCUAGAUACUGCCGGAGCUACAGCCAUUGACUGUCUGUGCUACAGCCAGCCUGCCUGAGCUACAGCCAGAGACUGCCUGAACAACAGCCAGCGCUUAUCUCUGAAUGGAGCCACAGGAUCAUGGCAAGUGCGUCUCCCAGUGAUAGCGAGGCUCCAGGGGAGUUGACCUGCCCCAUCUGUCUGGACGUCUUCCGUUGCCCCUGCACGCUCAGCUGCGGCCACUCGUUCUGCCUCAAGUGCGUGGAGGGCACCCGGGAUGCGGCAGAGUCCUUCUCCUGCCCGCAGUGCCGAGUGAUCUUCCCUCAGGGACCCAAGCUGAUCAAGAACUUCACGCUCGCCAACUUGGAAGAGCAGCGCCGUGCUGCAGAUAAAAUUGCCACUAUGGUCUUGUGUGACUUCUGCAACGAUGGCACGACCGCUGCCUUGAAGACCUGCCUCAGGUGUGAAACCUCCUACUGUGCGACUCAUGUAAAGCCUCAUCAGGAGAACCUGAAGUUCAGUGACCACGUUCUGGUGGAUCCAGGCACGAAUCCUGAAGAACGCAAGUGCAAGACGCACAGAAAGAAGAUCAAGUUUUACUGCCGACAGGACAAGAGCUUGGUCUGCACAACCUGCACCAUCGCAGGAGACCACAAGGGUCACGAUGUGGCUACGCUGGAGGAUGAGCGCAAGACACGGGAGAAACAAGUGGGAGAGGAGAUGCGGGCGGUGGAGGAGAAGAGGAGGGAGGUGGAGGAGUCCGUGAGGCGGAUGGAGGCUGCUCUCAGGGACGUGCAGGGAUCCAUGACAGAUGAAAAGGCCUCAAUCUCGGUCAGAUUCACCCGCGCGAGAGCAGCGUUGGAUGCGGAGGAGAAGGCGGCUUUAGAGCAAGUAGAGCAGAAAGGGCGCGAGCUGCUGUAUCAGAUCAAGAAGAAGAUCGCUCACUACCAGCGCGAGAUCAGAGAGCUCCAGGCAGUAGCCACUCGCCUGCAGACCCGAGCGCAGGAGAGUGACUCAUUCGCGUUCCUGCAGGGGCACCUAGAGGAGACACGCAGGGCAGGGAGGGUUACUUCAGCUCCACCCUCAGCUCGCAGCCAACAGGACAUUGCCUCACUUCAAGUCCUGGAGACAAAUGCAGUCAAACUCCUGUACGGAUGCUCACCGACUCUGGACACAAACUCAGCUCAUAACCAACUCCAGAUCUCCUCGGAACUCAGGACGAUGAAGUGGACCGGUGUUUCCCAGGGUCGCCUCGAUCACCCACACCGGUUUGAUGGCUGGUCACAAGCCCUGUGCUGUGAGAGCUUCUCGUCGGGUCACCACUACUGGGAGGUGGACGUUGGGGACGCGCGGUGGUGUCGUGUUGGAGUCGCGUACGGGACGAUCCCACGGAAAGGGGGUGGUGCUGCAUUGCAGCUGGGACGGAACGAUGCAUCCUGGUGUUUAGAGAAACGUGACGACAGAUUCUCAGUGGUUCAUGGUGGAGUGGAGACUGGACUGUCGGUGAGGGGGGCCCCCUCCCCUCGCAGAAUCGGGCUUCACCUGCACUGGGAGGGGGGGUUCCUGGAGUUUUAUCGCGCCGACUCCAUGGAGGUGAUCCACGAGGUCCGGCAGAGAUUCUUGCAGCCUCUCUACCCUGGGAUGUGGGUGGGGUAUUGUAAUGAACCAUUGAAGAUUGUGGAUCUGAGUCGUGCAUCCUGAGGAUGAGGAAUAUUAGAACCCCAAGAAACUGAGGCGAAAACCCAA